Molecule: messenger RNA, 1380 nt
Organism: Pieris macdunnoughi
Lineage: Eukaryota; Metazoa; Arthropoda; Insecta; Lepidoptera; Pieridae
Source: the annotation of a GenBank genome assembly
AUGCUCUCAUGUACUUUUAUAAAAAGCAUAAGAAUACAUAUUAAUUAUUUUCUUCUAGGUGUAUUCACACUGGGAAAGGUGUUGAACUUCUUCCCAGUUGGAGGUGAGAGAGAGUGUCUGGCAACUGGGCAUCACGUGGCUAGAUCUGGUAUCUGCUUGAACCCAUAUGACUGCAGGCAGCGAGACGGGACAGCUUCUGGGGACUGCGCACACGGGCUGGGAGUGUGUUGUGUUUUUGAGGUGACGUGUGGAGGUACGGUUCAAAACAAUCUCACGUAUUUCUCAUCCCCGGGUUUCCCAGAACUUUGGUCUGGCGAGGAAGACUGCAAAAUUGAGAUCGAGAAGACACACGCCGGCAUUAUGCAGUUGAAAAUUGAUUUCAUACAUUUUACGAUAGGUCAGCCAAAUCGACGGACUGGUGCAUGUGAUGAAGAUGCCAUGAUUCUUGGUGAAGGAAGAUCUAAUUUAACUCUAUGUGGGCAGAAUCAUAAACAACAUGUAUACUAUACCCUCUCAAGUGCGGUAGAAACUCGAGAGGAUGGUGAACUUCCAUCCACUAGGUCUACUCCCCUGGCCUUCAGGAUGAGAGGCGGAGAUCACCCAAGGCUGUGGUUGCUACGGAUUGCUCAGAUGCCCCUAGCGUACUCAGCUCCACACAAUUGCUUGCAGUACCUCACGGAAAGCAAUGGUACAAUACGAUCAUUUAAUUUUGCAUCAAACGGUCGUCAUUUAGCAAGUCAAGAGUACAGAUCGUGUAUUCGAAGAAAUACUGGAUUUUGUACGAUUCGAUACUCUCCUUGUGACAGCAGAUCCUUUCGGAUAGGACCAGGAGGCAAUGGACCUGAAGAUUUAAUUGCCGAUCCAGUCCAAAAUGACGAUAUGAUGCCUGUUAAUGACCAAAUCCAGGAGGAAGAAGGGUCUGGAGCUGAACCUCAAAUUGUAGAGCCCCCAACACCUGCUCCUGGCUUAAUGAAUAGGAUAUGGAGUUAUAUCUGGCCUUCUUGGAUAUGGGGGCAGAGUCGAACCUGGCACUGGUCUCCAUACAUCCAGAACUACGGAGACGAGGUUUUCCCGUAUUAUGGCUAUGGCAACUAUGGCAAAGGCCUUAGCGGUUACGGAAGACAGAAAUGCGGGGACCGAGUUACAAUACCUUGUGAAAACGAGUAUUUUGUUUCGAGUUCAGUAUUCAGUCCGGGAGUGUGUGAUCCCCACCACUGUGGGAGCAAUUUCUGUCCCGGGAUGCGUUUUGAGGAUUGCCACGUCGAAUCUUCAAUAUCUCCCUUUGCCGUAUCCAUGCAUUUUGGACCUCCUACCAUUAAAGAGAACCCAGAAGAUAAUAUAGGAGUGUGUCUACGAUAUAAACAAGUUCCAUGCAAUUGA